CAGUCUUCUGCUCUUCUUCACAGAUACCUCAGAAAAGAAAGUGAGAUGAUAUGAACUUCUUGCCUCUCCUUUUCUUCUUCAAUUUAAUCGAUGGAGUUUUUCUUUUGUAUAAUGAGCAGAAGUAGUAUUUCUGCAACUGGACUUGACAAUUAACAGUGUACCUCUCUUCUUCUUCUUUGAAGAUGUCAAUUCAACAAGCUGAACGUAACCCUUCUUCCCUUCUGGAUUCUCUGUAUUGUGAAGAGGAGAGAUGGGAAGAUGGAGAAGGGGAAGAUGAAGCAGAGGAGGUUUUAGAGGAGGAGAACCCUAGAAGCUAUAGCAAUGGCGGUGGCUCAUUCUUCCAACUUUUCCUGUUGGAGCAGGAUUUGUUCUGGGAAGAUGAGGAGCUUCUUUCUCUGUUCUCCAAGGAACAGGGGAACCAUCUGAAUCAGUACAAUCUGGAAAUUGAUGGUUCUCUGUCUUUGGCUCGUGCUGAAGCUGUGGAGUGGAUGCUGAAGGUCAAUGCCCAUUAUGGGUUCACCACCCCCACGGCUGUUUUGGCCAUCAAUUAUCUGGACAGGUUCCUGUCUGGGCUCCAUUUUCAAAGGGACAUGCCAUGGAUGAUCCAGCUUGUGGCUGUGACUUGUCUUUCUUUGGCUGCCAAAAUUGAAGAGAUCCAAGUGCCUCUUCUACUAGAUCUUCAAGUGGAGGAAACAAAGUAUGUGUUUGAGGCCAAAACCAUCCAAAGAAUGGAGCUUUUGGUUCUGUCUUCCCUUCAAUGGAAGAUGCAUCCGGUGACCCCUCUUUCCUUCCUCGAUCACAUCAUACGGAGGCUUGGCUUGAAAACCCAUCUCCACUGGGAGUUUCUCCAGCGGUGUGAGCGUCUCCUCCUCUCUGUAGUCUCGGAUUCAAGAUCCGUUCGUUUUCUCCCCUCUGUAUUGGCCACUGCAACUAUGAUGCACGUUAUAGAACAAGUCGACCCUUCCCACUCCAUUGACUACCAAAACCAACUUCUGGGUGUUCUUAAAAUAAGCAAGGAACAAGUAAAUGAGUGUUACAAGCUCAUUCUGGACUUGUCAAGACCCCAGAAGCGCAAAUACUGCAAGAUUUCAGUUGCUAGAAGUCCCAGUGGGGUUAUCAAUGCUAUGUUUAGCAGUGACAGCUCAAAUGACUCAUUGGCUGUGGAGUCACCGCCGGAGCCUGUGUUUAAGAAGAAUAGAGGCAGUGGAAGGCAGGAACAGGGGAUGCAUUUGCCACCACCAUCACUUAACCGGGUUUUUGUGGGCAUCGUUGGCAGCCCUCCUUGAGUCCCAUAAAGAAGACCCAUAUUUAUUACUAGUUAACUAGUUAAUGUGGUUAUGUCUCUUUUUUAUGCUGCCUUUGACAAUCUCUGCAAUUCCAAGGAGGCCCAAGAGGAGAUGGUUCGGUGUGGCAUUUCAUCAAAACAGGUAGAGACGGGACUGGGAAGAAGAAUUAGUACAAGCAAGUUGCUAAGUCUUCCAUCUGUCUUUUCAGGGAAAGUUGUUUAAAAAUAUGGGACAAAAUCGUAUUAUUAUAUUAUUACAAUAAAAUAAAAUCGAAAAAUGAAA
This is a messenger RNA of Rubroshorea leprosula, 1568 nucleotides long. Lineage: Eukaryota; Viridiplantae; Streptophyta; Magnoliopsida; Malvales; Dipterocarpaceae. The record is from the annotation of a GenBank genome assembly.